Messenger RNA from Ciona intestinalis (vase tunicate), 1580 nucleotides. NCBI's taxonomy places the organism in Eukaryota, Metazoa, Chordata, Ascidiacea, Phlebobranchia, Cionidae. The record is from RefSeq and is a predicted model, not a curated record.
AGAGGAUUCUACUCUGGUACCAAACAUUACACUAUCUGUCAAAUUUUUUUACAUCUUUUAAUAAAUUUGAAACAAAACAUCGACUAUGGCGCCCCCCGCUGUUGGAGAACCUGCUAGUGGCGACAUCACCGACCAACAACAAAUAUUUGACAGUCCAGAGGAAAGCCUUGGGGAAGAAGUUCUUAAAAUGAGCACGAAUGAAAUCAGCAGCAGAACUAAACUACUUGAUAAUGAAAUAAAGAUAAUGAAAAGUGAAACGAUGAGAAUCGGGCACGAACUUCAAUCCAUGAAGGAAAAGAUCAAAGAAAACGCUGAAAAGAUAAAAGUCAACAAAACCCUGCCUUAUCUUGUUUCUAAUGUAAUUGAGCUCCUGGAUGUUGAUCCUGAUGAGCAAGCAGAGGAAGAUGGAAGCAAUAUUGACCUCGACUCACAAAGGAAAGGAAAAUGUGCCGUUAUCAAAACAUCAACGCGACAGACGUACUUUCUACCAAUCAUGGGAUUAGUUGAACCUGAAGAUUUAACACCGGGUGAUCUCGUGGGUGUGAACAAGGACUCAUACCUAAUCUUGGAGAAGUUACCGACGGAAUACGACUCGCGUGUGAAAGCCAUGGAGGUGGAUGAACGACCAACCGAACAGUAUUCAGAUAUCGGGGGAUUGGAUAAACAAAUACAAGAGUUGAUUGAAGCCGUGGUUCUUCCCAUGACCCACAAGGAUCGGUUUGAAAGCAUCGGGAUACAACCCCCUAAGGGAGUGUUAAUGUACGGACCUCCUGGGACGGGAAAAACAUUAUUGGCGCGUGCGUGUGCUGCUCAAACGAAGUCGACCUUCCUGAAGUUAGCUGGUCCCCAGUUGGUCCAGAUGUUCAUUGGGGACGGAGCAAAGUUGGUGAGAGACGCCUUCGCGCUGGCCAAGGAAAGGAAACCAGCGAUCAUAUUUAUUGAUGAAUUGGAUGCUAUUGGCACUAAAAGGUUUGACAGUGAGAAGGCUGGUGAUCGUGAGGUUCAACGCACAAUGUUGGAGUUAUUAAACCAACUUGAUGGAUUUGAACCUUAUAAUGAUAUCAAGGUUAUCGCGGCAACGAACAGAGUCGACAUCCUCGACCCAGCGUUGCUCAGAUCGGGUCGUCUUGACCGAAAAAUUGAAUUCCCUGUUCCUAAUGAAGAAGCUCGUGCCAGGAUCUUACAGAUUCACUCAAGGAAGAUGAAUGUUAGUGCUGAUGUAAACUUUGAGGAACUAGCUCGAUGCACGGAUGAUUUCAAUGGAGCUCAACUUAAAGCUGUUUGUGUUGAAGCUGGUAUGAUUGCGUUACGUAGAGAAGCGAUAGACCUCACCCAUGAAGAUUACAUGGAAGGCAUACUAGAGGUUCAAGCUAAGAAGAAAGCCAACUUACAAUACUAUGCCUAGAUUUUCAACAACAAUUAGACUUUGCAAUGUUCACCAUUUUGAAACUGUUGGGAUUCAUAAAGUUCCGUAUUGCGAAAAUUUGUUCAUGUUUUGCUGCUGGACUUGGGUAUAUGGUGGUUCGAUUGCGUUAUUGACAUUCAGAUGGAAAUAAAAUGAUUUCGUGACCAAUAUUAAA